UUCCUAUACUUUUCAAACAUUUCUAUUUUACUUUUCCAUUUAAUUUCUCAUUUCAAUUCAAUCGUGCCCAAAAAGCUGCAUUAAGCUUAUUAUACCCCAUUCAUAAAUUUUCCUUUUAUUUUCUUCAACAAAAGAAAUAAAAAUAAAAAUUUACUCAUGUCAAAUGAAAGUGAUGAGUUUUCUACGGAGAUUGUGCAGAAGACUGGCCCAAAUGGUGGUCCAAUUUCUUUCUCUGUUAGAAUACGACCUAAAAUGCCAGAUUUCCUUAGUUAUGUCAAUCUAAAAUAUGUGAAAUUAGGCUAUGGUUAUCUCAUUAGCCAUCGCUUGUAUUUACUAUUGGCACCCCCUCUUCUUGCACUCUUCAUUAAUCAUAUUGGAAAGUUCACAUGGAAAGAUAUAUUUGUGAAAUAUGAAAUCACCGAGGCUCUAUUUAUCUCAGGACUUUUGGUCCUAAUGCUCUAUUUUUAUAUUAAUUCUACACCUCGCUCUACCUAUUUGCUUGAUUUUUCAUGUUUUCGCCCUUCAAAUGAAUACAAGGUCUCAAAAGCAGAAUUCAUUGAGUUAGCAAAAAGAUCUGGGAAUUUCAAUGAUACUGCCAUAAAAUUUCAAGAACAAGUUCUUAAGAAAUCUGGCAUAGGAGAUGAGACUUAUAUGCCAAAAGGAGUUUUUCGGCCUGGUUACACACCAUCCUUGAAAGAUGGCAGAGAAGAACUAUCCAUGGUUAUGUUUGGUGCAAUUAAGGAUGUUCUUUCUGCCACAAAAGUAAAACCAAAAGAUAUAAAAAUUCUUAUAGUAAAUUGUGGAAUAUUCAAUACAACUCCAUCAAUCUCAUCAAUGGUAAUUAAUCAUUUCAAGCUUAGGCCUGAUAUUCAAAGCUUUAACCUUGGUGGCAUGGGUUGUGCUGCUGGAAUCACAGCCAUUGAUCUAGCUAAAGACCUUCUUGAUGGUUCUCCAAGUUCUUAUGCACUUGUAGUUAGUACAGAAGCUGUGAGUUAUUCAUGGUAUAGUGGUAAUGACUUAGACAUGCUUAUUCCUAAUUGCUUCUUUAGAAUGGGAACUGCAGCCAUCAUGCUCUCCAAUUUUCGUCUCGAUAGAUGGCGCGCUAAGUAUGAACUUAAACAGCUGGUGAGAACUCACAAAGGAAUGGACAACAAAAGCUACAAAAGCAUACACCAAAGGGAAGAUAAAGAAGGGAAGAGAGGACUUUCAAUAAGCAAAGAUGUAAUUGAAAUUGGAGGCCAUGCAGUAAAAGCCAACAUUACAACACUUGGUCCACUAGUACUACCUGUUUCAGAACAACUUCACUUCUUCACAAAUUUACUCUUCAAAAAAAAGAAAACAAAGCCAUACAUUCCAGAUUACAAGCUAGCUUUUGAGCAUGUGUGUGCAUUGGCAACAAGCAAAAAAGUGUUGGAUGAGAUACAAAAGAAUUUGGAGCUGACAGAGGAAUACAUGGAAGCAUCAAGGAAGACAUUGGAGAGAUUUGGCAACACUUCUAGUAGCAGUAAUUGGUAUGAACUAGCUUAUCUUGAGUUCAACAAAAGGAUCAAAAAGGGUGAUAGAGUUUGUCAGAUAGCUUUUGGGUCUGGAUUCAUGUGUAAUAGUCUUGUUUGGAAGGCACUUAGGAAUGUUGGCAAACCAAAACAGAGUCCUUGGAUUCAGGAUCAAAACUGAAUGUUUAAUAGUUGCUAGAUUUGCUUCAUUCAAUAACAUUAUAGGUAUAUAUAAUAUGUAAUUAUAAUGUGUUCAUAUUAUGAGCAAAUACAUCAAUUAAUUAAAUAAAUAAAACAAAAAACUAAG
Molecule: messenger RNA, 1800 nt
Organism: Cicer arietinum (chickpea)
Lineage: Eukaryota; Viridiplantae; Streptophyta; Magnoliopsida; Fabales; Fabaceae
Product: 3-ketoacyl-CoA synthase 15-like
Biological process (GO): fatty acid biosynthetic process
Cellular component (GO): membrane
Molecular function (GO): acyltransferase activity, transferring groups other than amino-acyl groups
Source: RefSeq, a predicted model, not a curated record